Molecule: messenger RNA, 4701 nt
Organism: Lutzomyia longipalpis
Lineage: Eukaryota; Metazoa; Arthropoda; Insecta; Diptera; Psychodidae
Gene: rempA
Product: intraflagellar transport protein 140 homolog
Exons: 11
Coding region: 84-4415 (1443 amino acids)
Biological process (GO): intraciliary retrograde transport
Cellular component (GO): ciliary basal body; axoneme; intraciliary transport particle A
Molecular function (GO): protein binding
Source: RefSeq, a predicted model, not a curated record
UCAGGUAGAUUUCUUUGUUGUCAUGGCAACAGUUUGUUGUGAACUGCUACCCGGAAAACGAAAUUUUUCAUCGCAGUAGUGAGAUGACGCUGUUUUUUGACACAAAAGUGCAAUUUCCAGAUCAGGAUGCAGUUAGUACGGUUGCAGUGUGGCACAGGAGGGAACCCCUCCUGGCGGUAGCAUCCUACAGCCAGGAUCGAGGGGGUACAGUUGCUUUUUUCUCCAGUGACACGGGAGAAAUUGUGCCCAAUGUAACAUUUCCUGUUAAUCCCGUGUCACAGGCUACAGCCUUAGCCUGGCAUCCAGAAAAAAAGCUUCUGGUGAGCGGAUGGGAGAAUGGCGAAAUCCUCACGUGGUCAGAGGGUUCUCGCGAAUUUACGUCUAUCAAAGGACUCCACAAAGGUCCUAUUGUCCUGCUAGCCUUCAGUGAAUCAAGCAUAGGAGGAAGGCUCGUUAGUGGGGACUCCAUGGGUGUUCUCACAGGAUGGCGAUGUGACUCUCACGGUCAAUUCCUUACUGCUUUCACGCACGAACUACGUGAUCCUUUUCUGCACGUUACAUUCCGCCGCCAUGUUCACAGUCCCGUGGCAACGGAACUAACAAACCUAGCUCGUGCUGCUGUGGCUGGAGAUGAAUCCGCCCUGGAUACGCUCACAAAUUGGCGCCCAAGAACAGCAGCACGAGGCCUCACGCACGCUGGCGUGAAGGACAAUCACUGCUUCUACGUUGGGACACAAUCAGGAGCCAUGUUCUAUGUGAAUCAAGCAGGCACCUGCACAGAAGUACUCAGACUCGACAACUGUCCCAUUAUCCAGGUUCUCUGGCACCCAAAGAGGGAUGCCAUUGUUGCUCUAAUGGAAGACAUGACUGUUGCUCACUACUUUGUGGAAUCAGGAGGGAAUUUAACUGAACUCGACCGCGUGAAGCUUAGUGGAAGGAAACCCGGUUACAAUGGGAUGAUGUCAUGGGCUGGAAGUGCUCUGGCAAUCAUCACUGGAGAUCUCAGUGUUAGAAUCUGGGAUAUUGAUACCAGUGACAACUUCUUGCUCCCAAUGGAGAUGCCUGAAAAUAAGUCAGAAGCUUUUCAGAGGCUCCCAUCUGAAGCAUUCACAUGCCUAGCCUUCUGCCCUGAUACCCAGACUCUCUGUGCUGGAACCAAUCAGGGUAAUCUCUUCAACUGGCGUCGCAUGAACUACGCUCCAGAUGCGUCUCCAGAGAACAUCUGGCAAUUGAACAAUGUUACAGCAGUUCGUGGGGCUGUUAAGCAGUGCUCUUGGGGUGUAACGGAAAUAGGGCAGCCAUGCAUUGUGGCAAAUUGUAUUUCAAAUGUUUUCAUCCUGAAGGAACAACUCCUUGCAUCUACCCAUUGUCGGGAUCUCUGGGUUAUUCAGAAGACCACCAAUCAAUGCACCAUUGAGCACUCCUCUGAAAGGACAAAAAUCCUCGAUUCAGACAUCUCAAUUACAAGCUUGGCUUUGUCUGAGAGCUUCAUUGCUGUUUCCAAUGGAAAGAACAUUGCUGUCUUUAAGGUAUCUACGGAAGAUGAGCUUGGAGGUGCAGGGGCAUCCAAAGCUCCGCUCAAAGUGAAAGCUCAUCAGAACUUUGCGGCUGAGUCUUUGCAAUUGUUCUUGCAUGAUCAGAAUGUCAUUCUCUUAACGUCCAAUGAUGUGAGGAUUGUUUCCCUCAGUGGAGUCCUACUUCAGGAAAUCUCCUUCAAGGAUACUGAAGGAAAGCCAAUUGGGGCGGAUUUGACUGGGAGCUUCUUGACAGUAUUCACAAUGAAUGGGUAUCUCAGGAUUUACGAUGUAAGUCGCCAUGAGCCAAAGCUUGUCACGAGUCCCAAGUCUGGGCAUACCAUGUUCGAUAGCUUUGGGGAAUUUAUUGUGGCCAGGUGCAACCUUAAGGGUACGCACUUGGCAGCAACUGUUGCCACUGAGAGCCUCCUGCCCGAUGGGAAGCUCUACUUGUGGGACAUUGAGAAGGAUGUUGUGCAUCCUUUUGAUUUUUUCAGUGCAGUCACAAAGAAUGAUCAUUUCUUUGCUCGUCUGCCGGUUUCCUUUAAAUGGGACACUGAUGAUGCCCGUCUAGUAGUCUGUGAGGUGCGGUGCAUUCAGCAAAAAUCUCGCGUUUCAGCCACGGAGGAGCGUCAAAUUCAAAUGCAAACCGUCACCGAAUCUCAAGCUUGCGUGAUGUUUAUCUCAGAACGCAGUGGCUUUCAGGAACUGGAGACCAUCAAUCUGGCCCCGGGGGAGCAAUUGGUCAACCUGUGUGCUCCACACGUCAUAACGCUAAAAAUCAAUAGCAUUGGACGGAUUGCUCUGCGAGAUUUCAAAGGGCUUGAAAAAUGUGACCCAUCAACGCGAAAAAUGGUGCUGGAUUUCAGCUUGAAUGUUGCUCAAGGGAAUAUGGACCACGCUUUCAGAUGUAUCAAAUCCAUUCAGUCGGAGGCUGUGUGGCGCAACUUGGCACAGAUGUGCGUUCACACGGGCCGUUUGGAUGUGGCGAAGGUUUGUCUGGGACACCUUAGGAGGGCUUCGUCGGUGCGAGCCCUCCGGAGGGCAAUGGAGGACGACACACUGGAGAAAGAAGCGCGAAUUGCAGUGCUGGCCAUUGAGUUGGAUAUGAUUGAAGAGGCGGAAGCACUUUACAAGAAGUGUGGGCGGUAUGACCUUCUAAAUCGUCUCCUACAGGCGUGUGGGCGGUUUGAGGAGGCUCUUCAAAUUGCUGAGCAAUGCGACAGGGUGCACCUGAAGAAUACCUAUUUUAAGUAUGCCGAAUGGCUUAGGGAAUCCGGGGACAUUGAUGGAGCCAUCAAAUUCUUCGACAAGUCCCUAAAUUCAACACACAACAUCACACAAAUGCUAAUUGAUGACCCCGUCGCACUCAGGCAAUACAUGAUGAAUACAACGGAUACGAAUUUACUGAAAUGGUGGGGCCAGUACAUUGAGAGCACGGGCGACAUGGAGACUGCAUUCAAAAUUUAUCAAAAGGCCGACGAUUGGUUCUCUCAAGUGAGGAUUUUGUGUUUCCUCGGGCAGCUUUCACGAGCUGAAACAACUGCUAGGCAUAGUGGUGACCACGCUGCCUGUUACCACCUUGCACGACACUAUGAGAACAUUGGGAGACCCCAAGAGGCAAUUCAGUUCUACACGCGUGCUCAGACCUACGGCAACGCCGUCAGGAUCUGCCGUGAGAAUGAUCUGCGGGAAGAUCUCUGGACUGUUGCAAAUGCAGCCCGUGGGAGGGAUAAAGCCGCUGCUGCUUCGUACUUCGAAGAAUGCGGAGAGUUUAAGCGUGCCGUUGAGCUGUACCAUCGUUCUGGGAUGCUUCACAAAGCCGUUGAAAUGGCCUUUGCAUCGCAACAGCCUGAAACUCUUCAGGUUAUUGCAUCAGAACUCGAUGCUUCAUCCGAUCCAGAGCUUGUGUCUCGAUGCGCUGAUUUCUUCCUCAGCAUCGAACAAGCCCAGAAGGCUGUUCAGCUUCUAGCCAACACGCGUCAAUUUGAGAGAGCUCUCGAGAUUUGUCGAGAUCGCGGAGUUCCAGUAACGGAGACCUUUGCAGAGCUCCUAACUCCGUCAAAGGAUGAAGCAGAUGAUGAGACCAGAGGAAGAAUUUUGAUCACCCUUGGGGAAUUGUUACAAGAGCAGGGUGACUACCACACAGCAACGAAGAAGUUUACUCAAGCUGGGGAUAAAGUUCGUGCUAUGAAGAGCCUGCUUAAGUCUGGGGAUACCGAGAAGAUUAUCUUCUUCGCUAGUAUGUCGCGUCAAAAGGAGGUCUACAUCAUGGCGGCAAACUACCUCCAAGCCCUCAAUUGGCAGAGUGAUGCGAAAAUUCUCAAAAAUAUCGUAACGUUCUACUCCAAGGGUCAGGCCUUUGAUCUUCUGGCCAACUUCUACGUAACUUGCGCCCAGGUUGAAAUUGAUGAAUACCGUGACUAUGAGAAAGCUCUGAAAGCUCUCAUGGAGGCAAAUCGGUGCAUUGCAAAGGUGCCCAAUGCAAAGAGGUCGGCUGAUCAGCUGGAACUGACAAUAGGGGAAUGUCGAAGGGUACUGGAGCUGCAAGAAAGUAUGUCUCGUGGGGAGAAUCAGGCUGUCAUAGCUGGAUGUCGCAAUAUCCUUGCGCACUCAGUCGAAAAACCUCCUGUUCGACAUACCGAUAUCCUGGCUCUUCUUGUGGAAGCUUUCGCAGCUUCACGACUUUUCCCUGAAGCUCUGAAUAGCCUCAAAGAUCUCACAAGUAAAUCUCCCGAUUGGGCCAGUCGAGGACUCGUUGAGAAGUCCUUAGUUGAGCGAAUUUGUGCCGAAUGUGGGGUUCUCUUUGAAACAAUCUGGACAUCAGGACGUCAACGGGAAAUACCUGCAACACCUGACGAUGACAAUGAGGAAGAAAUUCAAGAGAUGGUGUUCAAUUAAACCCCUCUACGGGACUUUCAUUGUUGCAACAUUUAUCGUUUGACUUUGCUGAGAAAAACGCUGAGGAAAAGUUUAUGCCGAUGAAUGCAAAUGAAGAACCUGCGCCAUUGAAAGUACCCUUGGUAAGUAUUUCAGAAAAAAAAGACAGGAAAAAGUAGAAGAGACAUUUGUGAUUAAAGAUUUUUCAUUCCGUCCAAGAAAAAAUUACAUUCCAUUGAGUUGAUUGUAUUUCAAUAAAAUACAUGGCACUAUUAGAGAUGUUUUGUGUUCAUUUUAUUUGCUAGAA